UCUGGAACCCUACCUGCGCUGUCCCCGGACCCCUUGCCUCGGCCCACGGCCAGGGUCGACAGAGGCGCCAAGCAGGCGGGCAGGCAGUUGAGGAAGAGGAAGCUGGGGCAGAGUUGGGUCACCCUGCGGUUCCCAGGGGCCCCGACCGGCCAGUGCUCCCCCUGGGCCUCCUGGAAGCCUUAGCCAUGAGUCUUGGGGGCUGCAGGAGCUGGUAGCCAGCCGGGCCGGGGUUCCCACAGCAGCAAAGACAAGCCUCCCUCUGGUUCUGAGCCCAAGCCGUGUGUCCAGCCCUUUGACUCUGGAGCUGCAGCCUCAGCCACCGAGAGCAGCGGCGGACCCUGGAGGCCCGAGCACCCAGACUUCCCCAGCAUGGAGGACGAGCAGGAGGAUGGUAUUCCCCAGUUCCGCGACAGCUUGGAGGACCUCAGCCUGGAUCUGGGAGCCCUGCAGGGCAGCGAGUAUCUCCAGGACCUGGGCCUUGGGGCCUUUGCCGACAGCCAGCCAGAGGGGCCCAGGGACAGUGGCCUCACCAGCGAAGAGGCCGGAGGAGAAUCCACGCUCUCCAGCUCAGCAGAGCCGCAGACCCUGCCUCGGAGACGCAGCUGGGAGAGGUCACGGAGCUGCUCUGAGAGCUGGGAAAGGCUCAGCUUCAGUGCCUCGGCUAUGAACGAGGGGCCCUGUCUCCCUCGGACACUGGCCAGCCUUGCUCUGAACCAGCCAGGAGAGGAUCUGCAGGCCUGGACCAAAGAGUGUCUGUCCAGGGCUGGGACCCCAGCAGAGCACCCAGGCAAGGAAUGUGACAGCCCUGAGAAAAGAGUGAGGUCACGGUCGGUUCCCCUGUCCUUCGAUGAGAUCAGCUCCCUGGAAAUCUCUCGGGCUUUGGAGGUGCCCACUCCAGCUCCUCAAGGCCUGGCGCCCCCGGUGCUGGAGUGCAUGGAGAAGGACCACGUGGAACCAGAGCAUGUGCUGAUUGUCCAGCAGGUGCUUGAAGAACUUCGACAUUACCACGGGGCUCGGCAGAGAGCUCGUUUGUCCGUCAGCCCUGCAGGAGGCCACUCAAACCUCACCUGGUUUGAGUUCCUGUCUGAGAGCGAGGACGGUGCCAGCAAGACUGAGCGGAGUGACAGGAGCACCAGGGUGAAGCGCAGACUGAGCUCCCUGCGCUGUCGGGUCACCAGGCAGAAGGAGAAGGGGAAGAACCCAACGCCUGCAAAGGACAAGGGUCAGGAUGCUAGAGAGAGGAAGGAAUGUAUCAAUGGGCACCAGCUGGCGCAGGGAACCUUCCUCGGCCACCCCAGCUGCCCCCUGUGUGGCAAACCCUUUCUGAGCUCUGCGUCCCUAAAGGAGCACCCGAGGGCCACCCUCGUGUCCGAUGGCAGCUCUGCCCUGUCCAGGAAUGUCGGCAUGACGGUCUCACAGAAGGGGGGGCCACAGCCAGCACCCAGCCCGGUGGGAACGGGGACACAGCUUGGACCAGUCACAGGAGAAAUGGAUGAAGCCGACUCUGUGUUUUUAAAAUUUAAGCAGGCAGCCGAUGACUCUCUCUCACUUACAUCUUCGAAUGCCGAGCCCAUUUUUGUAGAAGACCCCUGCACAGCCUCGCUAAGGAGUGAGAUCGAGUCAGACGCCCGUGAGUUUGAGGCGGAGUCCUGGAGCCUUUCCGUGGAUGCAGCGUACGCAAAGAAACAAAAGAGAGAGGUGGUCAAGAGGCAGGAUGUGCUCUAUGAGCUGGUGCAGACGGAGGCUCACCACGUACGGACACUCAAGAUCAUGCUGAAGGUCUACUCCAGGGCCCUGCAGGAGGAGUUGCAGUUCAGCAGCAAGGCCAUCAGCCGCCUCUUCCCAUGUGUGGACGAGCUGCUCGACAUACACAGCCACUUCCUCUCUCGGCUGAAGGAGCGACGCCAGGAGUCCCUGGAGGAGGGCAGCGACCGCAACUACGUCAUCCAGAAAAUCGGGGACCUCCUGGUGCAGCAGUUCUCUGGCGAAAAUGGGGACAGAAUGAAAGAAAAAUAUGGUGUCUUUUGUAGUGGCCACAAUGAGGCGGUCAAUCAUUACAAGUUGCUGCUGCAGCAAAACAAGAAAUUUCAAAGCUUGAUCAAGAAAAUUGGCAACUUUUCCAUCGUGAGGCGGCUUGGCGUGCAGGAGUGUAUCCUUCUGGUCACUCAGCGCAUAACCAAAUACCCCGUGCUGGUGGAGCGCAUCAUUCAGAACACAGAAGCUGGCACAGAGGACUAUAGAGACCUCACCCAGGCCCUGAACCUCAUCAAGGACAUCAUCUCCCGAGUGGAUGCCAAGGUCAGCGAGUGUGAGAAAGGCCAGCGCCUCCGGGAGAUCGCAGGGAAGAUGGACUUGAAGUCCUCCAGCAAGCUCAAGAACGGACUGACCUUCCGUAAGGAGGACAUGCUGCAGCGGCAGCUUCAUCUGGAGGGCACGCUGUGCUGGAAGACCACGUCGGGACGCUUGAAAGAUGUUCUUGCUGUCCUGUUGACCGAUGUGCUUUUGCUGCUACAAGAAAAGGAUCAGAAAUAUGUCUUUGCGUCUGUGGACUCGAAGCGCCCGGUCAUCUCGUUACAAAAGCUCAUCGUGAGGGAAGUGGCCAACGAGGAGAAAGCCAUGUUUCUGAUCAGCGCCUCCCUGCAAGGCCCGGAGAUGUACGAGAUCUACACCAGCUCCAAAGAGGAGAGGAACACUUGGAUGGCCCACAUCAGAAGGGCUGUUGAGAGUUGUCCGGACGAGGAGGAGGGGCCCUUCAGCGAGGCCGAAGAGGAGAAGAAGGGUCUGGAGGCUCGCGCCCUGAGACUGAGGGACUUCCAAGAGCGAUUGAAUGUGAAAGACCAGCAGAUUGCACAGAGCCUUGGCGAGAAGCAGCAGAUCUACCUGGAGAUGGCGGAGAUGAGUGGACUGGAAGACGUUGCACAGUCACGACUCCUCUUCCGAGGAGGGGAUCCCUCCGAGACCAUGCAAGGAGAACAGAUCCUCAAAUCAGCCAUGAGUGAGAUCGAGGACAUCCAGACCCUGAUCUGCAGGCAGCUGGGCAGCGCCAAUGGCCAGGCGGAAGACGCCGGAGGUUCCUCAGGCCUGCCCCGCAGGGCAGAGACCUUUGGGGGCUAUGACACAGUGAGCAGCCCCAGCAAGAAUGGCAUUUUGAAGAAGACCUGCAGCAGCGACCCCAGCCCCCGAGACUGGCAAGGCCCAGUGAGCAGCCCAGACUUGAAGCCCAGCAACACCUUGGGGGCCUCUGAGGAGGCCCCACCUGCAGGCCCGGUGCCGGGUGCGGAGUGCGGCCCUCAUCUGCCUGCUGUCCUGGAGUUGGAGCUCGUCCAGCGGAUCCAGACCCUGUCCCAGCUGCUCCUCAGCCUCCAGGCAGUCAUCGCCCAGCAGGACAGCUACGUGGAGAUGCAGAGGGCCUCCAUCCAGGAGCGUGAGAAGCAGCUCCGGCUGCAGUCCACGCGCGGGAACAUGCUGCUGGAGCAGGAGCGUCAGCGCAACUUCGAGAAGCAGCGGGAGGAGCUGGCCGGCGUGCAGAAGCAGCAGGGCCGCCUGCGGCUGGAGCAGCAGCGCUGGGAGCGGGAGCGGGAGCGCCAGCAGCAGGAGCUGGACCUGGCCGCUGCCCGGCUGCAGCGGCGCGAGAAUGAGUCACUGCAGCUGCAGGAGCAGCUCAGCCAGGAGCGCGAGAAGCUGGAGCAGCAGCGCCGGGCCUACCAGCACGACCUGGAGCGGCUGCGGGAGGCCCAGCGCGCCGUGGAGCGCGAGCGCGAGCAGCUGGAGCAGCAGCGGCGCCUCAAGAAGCAGAACACGGUGCCCGGGGCCCUGCCACCCGACUCGCUGGCAGAGGCCCAACCCCCAAGCCACACUCCCAGCUUCAAUGGGGAAGGGCUGGAAGGGCCCACCACCCUCGCCAAGGCGCCAGGGCCCCGGGUGAGCGUGCUGCUGUCCGGCUCGGGCCCCGAGUUCACGGAGCGCCCUGAGGUGGCCCGCCGGGACAGCGCCCCGACAGAGAGCCGGCCAGCCAAGAGCGACGUGCCCAUCCAGCUGCUCAGCACCACCAACCAGAUCCAGAGGCAGGCGGCCGUGCAGCAGCAGAUCCCCACCAAGCUGGCGGCGUCCACCAAGGGCGGCAAGGACAAGGGCGGCAAGAGCAGGGGCUCCCAGCGCUCAGACAGCUCAGCCUCGUUUGACCUGAAGCAGCAGCUGCUUCUCAGCAAGCUCAUGGGCAAGGACGAGAACGCGUCUCGGAACCGCCGCUCACUGAGCCCCGUCCUGCUCAGCAGCCACAGCAGUGUGGCCCCCCCAGACCCCUGCUGCCCAGCCCCACCCGACGUCCCCGCCGAGGGCUGCUCCCUCAAGCCUGGGGGGGGCCCUGUGCCCCCCUCCCCCUUGCCACUGCCCACCACCCCGCUCAGCAAGGAAGAAAGCAGCAAGGAAGACGUCAUCUUCUUCUAGAGGGGUGUGGCUCAAAGGACAGACCCCUCCCUGUACUGCUCUCUGGGCACAGCCCAGUUGUCCCUCUCAUCCCGAGCAAACCACCACCACCGACCGCCUGGCUGGGGCCAAGGCCAGGGCCAGGGCUGGCCCGUCGUCUCGAGGCUCUUUCUGUAGGAUUAGCAGUGGUGCCUGGGUAACUUUCUAAGCCUCUUUUUUUUUUUUUAACACAAAAACGAAAGUUUUUAAUGGAAGGUUGAACCAGAGCUAACCCAAGGAGCUGUGUCUGGUCGUAGCACCCGUGUGGGUAGGGAGAGAUGGACUCCAUCCGUUUUCCAAGGUAGUGACAGACAGUGGUGUCUCCGCAAGUGGCCUGAUGACCGGCCAGACCCCAGUCUGAGGAGGAGGUCCUGGCCCUGGGCCAGGCUCCAGAGCCACCCGGGGCCGCUGGAGCAUGUCAUUAGGGCCCCAGAAGGGGCUGGGUGGUGUCAGCAGAAUCCGCUUCCAAAGCAGACUCACCUGUGUCCGCCUGAACCUCACGGCCAGGGCAUGAGCUCAGAGAAGCGGUGGCACACGACCCGCCUGGGAACACGAGGCCAUGGGGCGGGGCGUAUGAAGAGGACGGCCAGUGGCACAGUAGACAGGUUCUGUGGGUUCUGGAAGGGACAGACCCUAACCCAUUUUAUUGUGACAGAGGUUUGUGAAACCUGCUGUUGCCAAACUUGGUGCUUUCCAAAGGCACCUCACCACGUUGGCAUGAUUCUGUGGGGUUCAAGAGCGUUAGGCAGGGCCAGCACGCACCUGAGGGUCCCGGCCUGAGGCAGAGGGUCCUCAGCCCCCAUGAGAUGGGCUGAUUUUCCUGGGGCUGCAGGGAGGAGGUCCCCAGGGCAGGUGUCCCUCCUGGAUGGUCUGGUGCUGGGUCGAGGAGCAGAGCGGUGGAGCCACCAUGUUGUGGCUGAUAAGAGGGAGAUGCCCGAGGGGUCACAGAUGGCCUGGAGGCCUCCGAUGGCUGUGGGUGCCUCGUGUCCAGUGAGCGACGCUAGCUUACUGUCAGCGUCCCCUCGAGGGCCAGGGGCCGCCGGUGCAGCCGCACAGCUCUGGGUGUUGGGGACUGUGUCGGGUGUCUAGAGCCGGCCGAUGGGUCAGAUCCACGCCUCAGCUCUGGAGGCACUCCAGCGCGGGGCGGGGCGGGGCGGGGGAGUGGGGAUACUCCAGCCUUUGCACCCCAGGCUCCCCCGCUGAGCCCAGAGCCCAGUCCAUCCCAAAGCGUUGGUGGGAGGACUGGGGGCCCUCGCUGACCAGGGCCAGGGGCAUCGGCCACAAGGAACUGAAAGCAGUUCGGAAGCUUCCCAAGCCCGGCCCCUCCCCUCCCCUGCCCUCCGCUCUGUCCUGGGGGGCUGCGGCAUCCACGCAUCCUCGGGGAGCCAGGAGAGGUGUCCCCCCUCGGUCCUGUGAUGCGUCAGAGCUCAUCUGUGCCAUGUCUAGAAUCAGUGUUUGUGUUUUUGUACCGGCACGUAUCCGAGCACUUUAGCAAAGUGGACAUUAAGUUCCUGUCCUGUUGUGAAGAGAACAUUCCUGGGCCCUCGUGCCGGGUGAUUUCACCGCCACGCGCCCCUGUCUGCGGGCUCCAGUCUGACCCUCCGAGACGCCACGAUUCCCCAGACGAUUGCGAGUCCGAGGAAUUUCUGCUUGGCCAUGUGGCAGGAAUGGGGGCGUCCCACUCGGGGCCCCGCAGCGCGGCCGUGUUGACCCAUCUCUCGCCCGUGCGAGGUCACUCCUGAGUAGAGCCCAAUUUUAUUUGUCUGGUUGGUGGUUGAGCAGAUAAUCCUAUUUCUGUGGAACCUGUGCACGUCUUUAAUUGUGACCAUAAUCUUAGUCCACCCGACAAUUAUUUUUACGAUGAUUGCAGCAUUUCCUUGCCGUGGGGUCUUUCAGAACCGCCUUAGAACUUAAGAUCUGAUUUCAGCAAUAAAAACGUCGAAGAUGA
Canis lupus familiaris (dog) is the source of this 6412-nucleotide messenger RNA. It is a transcript of the gene ARHGEF18, whose product is annotated as Rho/Rac guanine nucleotide exchange factor 18. The transcript is spliced from 29 exons. Lineage: Eukaryota; Metazoa; Chordata; Mammalia; Carnivora; Canidae. Gene Ontology annotation, biological process: small GTPase-mediated signal transduction. The record is from RefSeq and is a predicted model, not a curated record. The coding region runs from base 370 to 4446 and encodes 1358 amino acids. Gene Ontology annotation, molecular function: guanyl-nucleotide exchange factor activity.